This is a messenger RNA of Halichondria panicea, 585 nucleotides long. RefSeq names its product kelch domain-containing protein 2-like. Lineage: Eukaryota; Metazoa; Porifera; Demospongiae; Suberitida; Halichondriidae. The transcript has 2 exons. The record is from RefSeq and is a predicted model, not a curated record. Gene Ontology annotation, molecular function: protein binding. Bases 1 to 585 code for a protein of 194 amino acids.
AUGAAAGCAAGGUUCCGCUCAUUUCUCAGUCGACCACCAGUUGAACCAUCACCUCGUUGGGGUCAAUUCUCUGCAGUUGACGGACACCAUUACAUGUGGAGGGGGGCUGGUCCAGGACUGAGAGGGUCUAAUAUCAUUGCUGUGUAUGAUCCAAGCACUGAGCUGUGGAGCCUCUUGCCCACCACUGGACCUCUACCCCCUGAAGAGCGGGGUGGUUGCUCUGUUUGUGUAGGUCGUUGCCUGUACACCUUUGGUGGUAGUGAUGGGUCUUCUUACGUCAAUGACAUGAGCAAGCUUGAUCUGGACACUCUCCAGUGGACCAAAGUUCAAACCUCUGGUAGUCAGCCUAUGAAAAAGGCUUUCUGUGGACUUGUCCGUGUGAAUGAGAGAACUUUGUGCUGCUUUGGAGGACUCGGUAUUGAGGGCACCACACAACCAGGAUCAACAUUCACCAAGAGUGGACACUCUGAUGGAAUGGGAUGGACAAACGAGUUUCAUUUCUUUGACACACAAAAUGGUAAUUUUAUCAAAGUGUGUGGUCGUCCCCCCCUGAGCUCAGAGGAGAGAGAGACCUCCUCCCUGUGA